This is a messenger RNA of Ceratina calcarata, 911 nucleotides long. It is a transcript of the gene Etfb, whose product is annotated as Electron transfer flavoprotein beta subunit. Gene Ontology annotation, cellular component: mitochondrion. The transcript has 2 exons. Lineage: Eukaryota; Metazoa; Arthropoda; Insecta; Hymenoptera; Apidae. The record is from RefSeq and is a predicted model, not a curated record. Gene Ontology annotation, biological process: amino acid catabolic process; fatty acid beta-oxidation using acyl-CoA dehydrogenase. The annotation marks the transcript as partial. Gene Ontology annotation, molecular function: electron transfer activity.
CAUAUUAUUCUAUCUACUAUCAUAAUACUUUUUUAUUUUCAGAUUCGUGUAAAACCAGAUAAGACGGGCGUUGUAACGGAUGGAGUGAAACACUCCAUGAAUCCCUUCGAUGAAAUUGCAAUUGAAGAAGCUGUACGAAUGAAAGAGAAGAAAUUGGUACAGGAGGUAAUUGCAGUUUCAUGUGGCCCCCAGCAAUCUCAAGAUACGAUUAGGACAGCUCUUGCAAUGGGUGCUGAUAAAGGAAUUCAUGUUGAAGUAUCUGGAGCUGAGUAUGAAACUCUUCAGCCUAUUCACGUAUCGAAGAUUCUGGCUAAGUUGGCUCAGGAGGAGAAAGCAGAUUUGAUAAUUGUUGGUAAACAGGCUAUAGAUGAUGAUAGUAAUCAAACAGCUCAAAUGAUUGGGGGAAUCCUAGAUUGGCCAACUGGAACAUUUUGCAGUAAAAUCGAGAAAACUGAUGGUGAGUUGAACAUCACGCGUGAGGUUGACGGAGGUUUAGAGGUGAUUAAAGUAAAAAUACCAGCAGUACUAAGUGCCGAUCUUCGCCUUAAUGAACCUCGUUAUGCUACACUGCCAAACAUUAUGAAAGCUAAGAAGAAACCAAUUAAGAAACUGACACCAAAGGAUCUUGGUAUCGAUACGGCAGCAAGAAUUGAGAUUGUGUCAGUUGAAGAGCCGGCAGUUAAACAGCCUGGUGUUAUAAUACCAGAUGUUGACACACUAAUUGCCAAAUUAAAAGAACGUGGACAUAUAUAAUUAUACAGUGGAUUAAAUAUAUCAAUAUUAAGUUGAAACUAUUUUAUAUAAUGUACUUUAUAUUUGUUAUACUCUUUAUUGAAUUUGUAUAUAGAACAAUUUUUUAUACAUCACACGAUGCUGUACAUUAUAUGUGAAUAAAUCUUUUCUGCAUCAAA